This is a messenger RNA of Nicotiana tabacum (common tobacco), 2347 nucleotides long. Lineage: Eukaryota; Viridiplantae; Streptophyta; Magnoliopsida; Solanales; Solanaceae. The record is from RefSeq and is a predicted model, not a curated record.
ACAAGACUAUACACUUGCACUUCUCUCUGUGUCUUUGUUUAGUUUCUGUCUCACAUUUUUCUCAAGAAGUAGAGAACAGAGAGGGAGGGAGAGGAGAGUGGAGAUAUGUGGGGGGUCUCACUUGUUUCACUCCCAAUCUCUCUUUCGAAUGGCCCUCUCCCAUUUUGUUCCAAACCAAAGGUGAAUCAUGGGUAGAGACAUGGAAUCUCAGUUAGCUCAUGUUUCAGUUGAAACUGGAACUGAACAGAAAAACCUUCCGAAGGAAAACAAAAAAAAGAAUCAUGGUGUAGGGGUUAAUGAGACUAUAAAAUUUCGCUCGCAUGGUUCUCAAGAAACAAAUAAGGAGGCGGGGAAAAAUGUUCCUGUGAGCAGCCUCCGGAAGGAUGCAGUUGACGACUGGCCUGCACCUAAGCAGAUACAUUCUUUCUAUAUUGUUAGAUAUCGAAGAUUUGAAGACCAAAAACUCAAGGCCAAAUUUGAUCUGGCAGAAAAAGAGCUACAGAAAAUGAACAAAGCAAGAUCUCAGGUUAUUGAAAAAUUGAAGGCCAUAAGGGCAGAACGAUCAAAAUUGAUAGAACAAAGGAAAUCUGUGAGUGCUGAGAAUCAGGAGUUUUGGGCAGUAAUUGGUGAGAAAAGAAAGGAAAUGGAACCUCUGCAGGAUGCCCUGGGCAAGCUCCGCGGUCCUAGGAAAGCCGGCAGAGAAGGGGGUUCUAGUCUGUGUUCAUCCGAGGAGGAGCUUGACGAUCUCAUUAAGAGUCUGCAGUACCGUAUUCAGCAUGAAAGCAUUACUCUGACUGAAGAGAAACAAAUUCUGCGAGAAAUUAAACGACUUGAAGGAACAAGGGGAGAGGUAAGAGACCAUAUGGCUAUGAGGGCACAAAUUCAAGAUUCGAUUGGUGAAAAAGAAACAAUACAAAAGCAGGUUAAGGCUAUAAGUGGUAACCUUGACGGGGUUCGUAAGGAGCAACAGGUUGUUAAGGCCAAGCUUAAGCAACUAGAUGAUCAACUCGAUGCCAAUACCAGUCAGAUUAAGUUAUUGGAUGAGGAAUUGAAGGAAAUAACAAAGAAGAGGGACACAGCUUUUGCACAUGUUCUGGAAUUAAGAAAACACCGUGAAGAAGGGAAUGCUCCUUUCUACCAAAACAAUGCACUGUUGCAAAAAGCAAAAUUGCUAGCAGAUAAGAAGGAUGUUGAAGCCCUUAAAGAACUCUCACUUACAGAGGUCGAUAAAUUCAUUUCCCUAUGGAGUGGCAGUAAGCCCUUUAGGGAUGAUUAUGAGAGGAGAAUUUUAACAUCACUUGAUAUUAGGCAGUUGAGCCAAGAUGGCAGGAUGAGGAACCCUGACGAAAAGCCUCUAGUAUUACCAGCGGCACAGACUGUUUCCCAAUCUGAGAUUGUUGAAAGAACUAAUACGAAACCAUUAAAGGAAGAAUCAGCGCCUCCUGCUCAGAAAGUACAGAAAGAGAAGAACAACAAGCAGCCAAAAGAAGCAAGUAGCAAAGUUACAGAAAGUACCACGAAAAAGUACAUCUUUGAUAUCGAAGAGGAAAUCCAUGGUUUAGAAAAGCAACCCAAGGAUAUGACUUCCAAGAAGGAAGUUGAUGAAGCGAAAUUGAGGGAGAUGAAGAGAGAGGAAGAAAUAGCAAAAAAUAAGAAGGCAAUGGAGAGGAAGAAGAAGUUGGCCGAGAAAGCAGCUGCCAAAGCAGCAAUAAAAGCUCAAAAAGAAGCUGAAAGGAAGCUCAAGGAACGUGAGAAGAAGGCGAAGAAGAAAACUGGAGCAUCUGUUCCUGCUGAAGAAUCUACUGAGGAACCAACUGAAGCAGCUGCGGAAGUUGCUGAGGAAGAGAAGGCGGAGGAAAAGGUUGAAACAUCGGUUGCACCUAAGGUUAAGGCACCGAAAGAGAAUACUAUCAGGAGCCGAUCAAAGCGUGCAAAAGGCAUGGAUAUUCCUAAAACUAUACUGAAGCGGAAAAAGGCGAUGAACUAUUGGCUAUGGGCUGCUCCUGCUGCUCUUGUAGUUCCACUACUACUAGUAGCAUACAAGUAUAUUCUCUAGAUUAUUAUGAAAGUCAAAAGUAGAGGGGGAGUAAAAGAGGUGGAAAACCUGGUAUUGCUUACAAUUUUGUAUUGGCAAGUUCUGUUUUUGUAAUCUUUAAGUCAUGCCUAUUUUUUGCAUCCUUGACUAAGGAUGGAGAAGUCAUAAUGUUGCGGUAGAUAAGGCCUUCUCAGAUACUUACAGAAAAGAGUAUUUUAUGCAUGUAUGAUUUUGGUUGGUGUAGUUUCAAGUUUUGACAUUUGCUUAAAGAUUUUAAUCUUGGCAUUUAAUUGUAAACAUUUAAGUUAUUUA